This is a messenger RNA of Xiphophorus hellerii (green swordtail), 1264 nucleotides long. RefSeq lists its product as uncharacterized. Bases 234 to 854 code for a protein of 206 amino acids. NCBI's taxonomy places the organism in Eukaryota, Metazoa, Chordata, Actinopteri, Cyprinodontiformes, Poeciliidae. The transcript is spliced from 7 exons. The record is from RefSeq and is a predicted model, not a curated record.
UAAAGGCAGCAUGAAGGUGUGGCGAAACAGAUAAAAGUCCGGAAGUUCAUUUCCAGCAACAAGACGAACGAGGCAGCUGCUCUCAAGCUAACAAGUCUAAUUUGUUGACAUUCUUAACAACUACUUGUUAAAGCCCCUGAAAGCAGCACGAAGGUGUGGAGAAAGCGAUCCCAGCGCUGAAGUUCAUUUUCAGCAACAGGAAGAUCGAGGUUGGUGCUCUCAAGAAAGCCAGAAUGGCAGAGUGUAAAAUAUUAAAAUCGCCCAAUCUCCAACGACGCCACGGAGAAAGAGUUCCAGGUUAUCUGACAGGGUCACAGAUUGUGUCUGAAAAUAGAGGCAAAGAAAUGCCUCUGCCUUGUCCAGUUGGAGCCAAACUGACCGUUGGACCAGUGGAGGACACAGAGUACAAUGACAGCCCUGAAGUGGUGAACGCAUGGGGAAAGUUUUAUCUUCCCGAAAUAACAAAGAUGGAGGUUAUCGGCUAUGUGGAGGGAACAGCAUACCCAUGUGACCAGCUUGUCCUGAUGACCUGUGAGGACCAGAAGGUGUACGGCUUUGAUGGAGACGAGCUGCAUCUGGUGGCUUUAUCCCUGAGAGAGGUGUUAGAAGAGGGAGUAAACUAUCCUGCAUUACAAAGUUAUUACUAUGGGGAGCCUUUUGAGGACAUGACCACAGAGGACUGGGCGGAGGUUGAGCAGGGCCCUCUGGGGAAGAAGUUGGAAGAGGAGCAUCGUAAACUGGUGGCUUCUCACAAAUCCGCUUUCCUGAAGAAUCUCAAAAACAUCAGCCAGAGUUCGGUGUCCGUUCAAGGUGCCAUCAGCACAAUGGCAACAUCCUCCCCAAAAGCAACAUGACUCAGUUGCAGAAAGGUGGAACGUGACUAAGUUUUUGUCAUUCAUGCAAUGACAAAAAUUGUUCCUACUCUAUGGAACAAUCUACUUUUCCAAAUUAGAUCUGCCCACAACCUGGAUCAUUUUAAAUCGCUUCUUAAAACUCAUUUUUAUUCUUUGGCAUUUAUUUGAAGUAGUGUUUUGAUACUCUGUUUUUACCAAUUUGUGUUGUUCUUGUAAAGCACUUUGGAGCAGUUUUACACCUGUUUUUAAAGUGCUAUAUAAAUAAAUUUAAUAAAUUUGACAUUGACAUUGCAGCUCAAGGUUUCAAAACACAACUAAGCGUUUGAAGUUAUUUUGUUCCUCUAUGGAUGUCUUGCAUGAUUUUGAGAAUUAUGGCAUGUGUUAUUAAAUAAUAAAUAACAUAAACCUUC